AUGAGAGAAGAGGGAGAGAGAGAGGAGGGAGGAGAGGAGGGAGAAGGAGACGAGGGCGAGAGGGGAGAAGGCAUGGAGGUGGAUGGGCGAGAGACGGAUGGCGACGUGGGUCCUUCCUGUGCUUUGACCCUCCUAGCGGAAGCAGUACAGCAGAACCCGUGUGGCUGGGGAGUGGCAAGCACAAGCACUGGUAGUGGAGCAACCAGCCUCUGUGCCAUGCCUGCUGCUGCUGGCGGCGGUGCUGCUGCUGCUUCUGCUGCUGCUGCAGAUGGUAGUGGUGCCUUUGAUGCUAAUGAUGAUGCUGGUGGUGGUAUCGGCAGUGGAGCGAAUAAGCGUUGUGGUCUUGGUGGUGAUGGUGGUGAUGGUAGUGAUAGCGGUGGUGGCAGCGGCGGUAGCGGUGGCAGCAGUGGUGCUGUUGGUACUGCUGGUGCUGGUGCUGGUGCUGGUGGUGUGAGCGGAGGAGGAGGAGGAGGAGGAGGAGGAGGGGGAAGAGGAGGGGGACGGAGGGAGAAAGGAGGUGCGGACGAGCUAGGCAGUUCAUCUGGCAGCAAUAGCCCGCGGGAGCAAGCAGUACAGGAUUCGAGAUACGGAGAGGAGGAGGAAGUAGAGGAGGUGGAGGAGGAGAAGGGAGAGGAGGCCGGGGAGGAGGAGGAGGAGGUGGGGAGGGAGCGGGAGGGAGUGGAGGAGGAGGGAGGGGAGGGGCAGGUGGAAAGGUGUGGGAAGCAUGGUAGUGGGAAGCAUGUGGAUAAGAAACGGCAUGUGGGGUAUUUUAUGGGAGUGCAGGAAGGUGGCGAGUGGGGGGAUUAUGUAGGAGGAGCGGGUGUGCACGGAGGGGAGGAGGGCGGGGAGGUGGAGAGGGGGGAGCAGAUGCAAGAAGGUGGUCACGAGUGCAGGGCACUUGAUGAACAGUGUGGGAAGCUUGGGAAACAGCACCAGGACCAGGAGCAACGCCAGCAGCAGCAACAGCAACGGCAGCCGCAGCACUACCAGCAGCAGCACCACCACCACCACCAAAACCAGCACCAGCACCAGCACCACCAGCAACAGCAGCAGCUGCACCAGCAGCACCGGCAGCAGCAGCAACGCGAGCAGCAAGAGCAGCAGAAGGAGGAUGAGCAACAACAGGAGCAGGAGGAGGAGGCCAUUCAGCACAAGGACCAAAACCCGGGGCCGUGUGAGGAGGGAAAGCAGCAGCAGCAGCAGCAGCAGCAGCAGCAGCAGCAGCAGCAGCAGCAACAGCCACAACAGCAGCAACAGGCAAGCAGCAGCAAGGGCGUGUGCAGCUUGGAGCAAGUAUCAGCUCUCUUCACAAGCGCACCCGACCCGCAACUCCCGUGCCCGCGCUGCAACAGCAGCAACACCAAGUUCUGCUAUUUCAACAACCGCAACCCCAACCAGCCUAGGCACUUCUGCCGCGGCUGCCAGCGGUAUUGGACGGCUGGGGGGGUCAUUCGGCACGUGCCUGUCGGCUCGGGCCGGCGCAAAAGCAGGCAGCAGCAGCAGGUGACGCCACAGCAGAAUCAGCUACCAGUGACAGCGGCAGUGGCAGCCCCAGUGGCAGCAGCACCACCAGCAGCAGUAGCAGCAGGAGCAGGAGCAGCAGCAGCAGCAGCAGCAGCAGCAGUGGAUAUAGCGGAUCUCCAUGCGCUCACUGCUGCUGCAGCCGCCGCCGCUGCUGCUGCUGCUGCCAUGUCCUCCGGGAGAGUUCACCCAGGAGGAGGGGAAGCAGCUCACGCUGCUGCUGCUGCUGCUGCAAUGGCAGCAAUCCGAGCCCUCCCUCCUCCUCCUACUCCUGUUACCGGGCCCCGACGGUUCCAGCAGCAGCAGCAGAAUUCUGAAGCACGUGCGUCUGCGCAAGCAGACGCAUGGGUGGUUGACAGCUGA
Molecule: messenger RNA, 1884 nt
Organism: Closterium sp. Naga37s-1
Lineage: Eukaryota; Viridiplantae; Streptophyta; Zygnematophyceae; Desmidiales; Closteriaceae
Source: the annotation of a GenBank genome assembly